UAGAUAAUGAGUUUGAAAUUGCAUUGUGGUUGGCUUAUCAUAGAAGAAUAUUAAAUUUGGUAAUUAAUAUUAGAAAUAGGAUGAUGACUAGGAUAGAAGAUAAAAAACAUGAUAUGGCUCCAGUAUUUACUUUAAUACAUAAACCAGUAUCAAAAUUUUCAGAAAUCUACCAA
This is a messenger RNA of Racocetra persica, 173 nucleotides long. The record is from the annotation of a GenBank genome assembly. Lineage: Eukaryota; Fungi; Glomeromycota; Glomeromycetes; Diversisporales; Gigasporaceae.